GUCCUGCCGGUAAUGUUUCAAUAAAGUUUAUUCAAAUAAACACCGUGACGUCAGGACACACAAUGGCAGCCAGUGGUACAGCUGUGACGGUUCUGACUCCUAAUGGGAGAAGACAAGCGGUUAAAGUGUCUCCAAACACACCGCUAUUACAGGUGCUGGAGGAUGUCUGCAAAAAGCAUGGAUUUAACCCCGACGACCACGGUUUGAAGUUUCAGAGGACUGCUGUUGACCUCACGCUGCAAUGGAGGUAUGCCAACCUGCCCAACAAUGCGAAACUGGAAAUGGUGACAAGUACAAGGAAACAGGCUGUAGCUGACAGCCAGGUGCGGAUUGCACUACAGAUGGAGGACGGCUCUCGGCUCCAGGGUUCCUUCUCCUCUGGACAGAGUCUGUGGGAACUGCUCACACAUUUUCCCCAGAUCAGUGGGUCAGAGCUGUCGGAGUCAGAAUCCACCCCUGUGUGUGUUUACAUGAGAGAUGAGGUGAGUGGUGAAGAAGCACUCAAGAAGGCCACUCUGAAGUCUCUGGGUCUUACAGGAGGAAAUGCCAUUGUCAGGUUUUUACUCAAAAAGAACAAAGCACAGGGAGAGGAAGACUGCAAAGAAGCCACUGAAACAGCUGCUGUGCCAACCCCACCUGUUGCCAAGGAAACCACAGCUAGCCCAUCUUCUCAGCCCGAUCGUGCUCCGUCACAUCCAGAGACGUCAACAACAGUGGUGCCAAUUAAAAACUGUCAGCCAAUCAAAGUCCACCCUGCUCCAACUCCUGCACCAACUCCUGCACCAACUCCUGCACCAACUCCUGCCACAAGCAGCACACUUCCUGUUCAAAAGAAGGAGGUUCCAGACUCCCAGGAUGCAGUUCGGCCAAAGAUUGCUCCCGUCGAGAGAGGAACGCCAGAGGAGGAUGGCGAGGAAGCGGGGCCAUCAGGACUGAACUCUCACCCAUCUUCCUCCUCCUCCUCAUCCUUCUCCGCUCCCUCGGCUCCUUUCAUUCCCUUCUCUGGAGGCGGUCAGCGCCUCGGGGGUCCCCGGGGAGGUGCAGCGGGACGCUCACUAUCUUCAUCCUCUUCAUCCUCAUCUCUGGCAGCAGUAGCAGAAUCACCUAAAGCCAAGAAAGCAAAAUCCAGCCACGGUUCUAGCGCCAAGCGUCAAACCACUGCCAACCAGCCAGAUGAGGACAUGGAUCACGGGGAGGAGUUCUUGGAGCCAGUAGAACGGGAGGUUCUCAUCUACCACCUGGACUCAAUGUCCCGUCACUCUGCGGACCACAGGGAUCUGCCCGACGAGUUCUUUGAAGUGACGAUGGAUGAUGUGCGCAAGCGCUUCGCCCAGCUGAAGAGCGUGAGGAAGUUAAUGGAGGAGGCUCCGCUGAUGACUAAAUCUCUGAGAGAAUCACAGAUGAAGGAGAAGAUGGCAAGAUAUCCCAAAGUGGUCCUGAGGGUCCAGUUUCCAGACAGACAUGUUCUACAAGGCUUCUUCAGGCCCCUGGAGACAGUUGGUGCCGUGAGGAGUUUUGUUCAGAGUCACUUGGAGGAUCCUCAGCUCAGUUUCUACCUGUUCAUCACCCCCCCAAAAACCAUCCUGGACGACCCCUCGGCUACACUGUUUCAGGCCGACCUGUUUCCUGGCGCUCUGGUGUACUUCGGCUCUGAUGCUAAGACAGAUUUGUACAUGAAGAGGGAACUGGUUGAAUCCUCUGUCUCGGCCUUGCAAGCAAAUGAGUCCAUUGCUAGCUGCAUGCUCCGCUCUCCGACACCUUCCUCCAGCACUGAGGGCUCAGAGGAGCCGCUGCCUCCUCCAGAGCCGAGGGCGGACACCAGUGGGUCCACACAGGACGAGGGAGACCUGUCUACACAAACCCAGGCUGCUAAACCUACCAGAUCUGAGCAGAGCAAGGUGCCCAAGUGGCUCAAGCUUCCAGGUAAGAAAUAAGACUUCUGCUGCUGCUGCCGUGUGUUGAUGGGACGACUUCACCCCUGACGUCUGACAAGCUGCUUGCAGACGAAGUAGAGCACUUAAACGUUUGCUGCGCUUUAAUAAAGGCUCAACUUUGUGACAGCAGCGGACUAAAUCCAUCGUGGAAGAAGCCUGCACUUGACUAGGUUUUAAAACAGUCAAAAUAAUGAGAUAAACGACUGAGUAAAUAUUGCAUAUUUCAUUGCCAAGAGGAUUGUUGUGUUUCAUUCCGGUUGAUCUCCGGGAGGAGAGAGGCUGCUUUUAUUCAGCAGGUGAAAAUGUAGUGAAAAGUGAAUAAAGAUUGUUGUA
This is a messenger RNA of Sebastes umbrosus (honeycomb rockfish), 2267 nucleotides long. It is a transcript of the gene aspscr1, whose product is annotated as ASPSCR1 tether for SLC2A4, UBX domain containing. The transcript has 17 exons. Gene Ontology annotation, biological process: signal transduction. Gene Ontology annotation, molecular function: protein binding. Bases 63 to 1934 code for a protein of 623 amino acids. The record is from RefSeq and is a predicted model, not a curated record. Lineage: Eukaryota; Metazoa; Chordata; Actinopteri; Perciformes; Sebastidae.